This is a messenger RNA of Oppiella nova, 1052 nucleotides long. Lineage: Eukaryota; Metazoa; Arthropoda; Arachnida; Sarcoptiformes; Oppiidae. The record is from the annotation of a GenBank genome assembly.
AGAAACAAUGCGGCGAAUCGGGACCUAAACCGCAAUUUUCCGGACUUUUUCCAAGACAAUAGUCGGUCGGAACAGCCGGAAACGGCGGCCAUAAGGAAAUGGAUCCAAAGCGUGCCAUUCGUACUGUCGGCCAACUUUCACGGCGGGACAGUUGUCGCCAAUUAUCCGUACGAUAACAAUAAGUUUGGUUUACGCAAGAAGUCUGUGGCGCCGGACAAUGACGUCUUCAGACAUCUGGCGCUCACUUAUGUCAAGAAACACCCGAAUAUGAAGAGUCCGGUUCAGUGCAAAGAGAGGACAGACGCCUUCGAGAACGGCAUUGUCAACGGCGCCCAAUGGUAUCCCGUCAAAGGAGGAAUGCAAGACUAUAACUACAUAUUUGGUGGAGUAAUGGAGAUAACAGUGGAGGUGUCGUGUUGUAAAUACCCGCCGAAAGCGACACUUUCUGGCUAUUGGAACGAUAAUAAGCAGUCAUUGGUUACAUACUUACAACAAGUGCACAGAGGGGUGAAGGGACUGAUCCGGGAACAACUCAGUGAGAAUGCCAUUGCCAGCGCUGAGAUCAGGAUUGUGGGCAGAGAUAUGGUCUUCCGGCCCACCAAUAGAGGCGAGUACUGGAGAAUACUAAUGGCCGGCGAUUACGCCAUCGAAGUGGCCGCCAAAGGCUACCAAACUGUUCGCAGACAAUUCACUGUAGUGGGCGAGAAAGUGACCAGGCUUAACAUUUAUAUGUACAAAACCAAUGAACACAAACACUCGGCCGUUGCCGACAGGAUUACCGCUGAAUCCAAUGAUAGUCGCGUUCAUUGCAAUACAAUUCUCAUAUUAUUCUCGUUAUUGUGUUAUAUUUUAAACAAUUCUUAACCCAAAUACUCAUCAAAUCAUUAUAUUUAUUAUAUGCAACAAAACUUCAUUCAAUAACCAAUGAAUUAAAUUUUAUUAGUAUUCAAGCGUUACAUUUACAGCCAAUUGUUUUAUCACAGAAUCCAAUGAUUGCAUUCAAUGCAAUCAUUUUAUGGCCAAACAUUUUAGUAUAUUUAGGCAUUUUAGGC